Messenger RNA from Auanema sp. JU1783, 453 nucleotides. NCBI's taxonomy places the organism in Eukaryota, Metazoa, Nematoda, Chromadorea, Rhabditida, Rhabditidae. The record is from the annotation of a GenBank genome assembly.
AUGCGACCCAGAGGACGAAAGGAUUAUCAUCCUCAAUGUUUCCUAAACACUGCAAAUCUUAUAUCACCAUUUCCGAGCAAUAGGAAUGGAUAUUCCCAGUAUAAUGAGGAAAGAAUUACUGAACAUAAAAAAGAUAUUGCUUUACACGAAAAUUUGGAUUGCUUCAAGAUCAAGUGCUUUAUUUAUCAAGGCGAUGUGUCGUUGAAAGUAGAGAUCACCAACAUCAGGAUUGAGGGAAUUCAUAAUUUUGAAAUGAAAAACUUCGAUAGAACAGAUACAAACGAAGAUUUGGUAUUGGAUGUCGAUGGUGAGAAGCUUCACUGCCACAGUCAGGUCCUAUCUUGGAACUCGGAGAUCUUCAGAACUAUGAUCAAAGAGAGAAAUCUGUUUGAAGGAUUCUAUUCCAGUCAAGGAUCUUCGAGAGCUUCUUCAUUAUCUCUACUUACCUUGUGA